GUUAGUUUCAUUCAUCUGGCGCCAAAAGGGAAAAAAUAUCAGCUAUGUCGACUCGGUGGAGAAAACUAGUGGGAAAAGGAAAGUGUCAUUUACGAAACGUGUCGCUUCCUUGUGUCAAAGUGGUUGCUUCGGGCAUCUCUGGAAGAAGAUGAAGCUACUGCUGUUUCCACAGCACUAGUCACCUUUCUCAGCAUUUUUUGUCACUCUAGUAGUUGUAUGUAAGAGUUGGGAUACUGAUGAUACUAUAGAAAGGAAACAAGUCGAAAUAGGAGCUACAACCCAACAAAUAUACCUAUACGUAUACACAAAUUGUACCUUACGUUUACCGUAAACAAUUGGAUUAAUGUUGAACGACGACGACGACGAUCACUCCGAGUGAGAAGGCAGCAGCAGCCGAUACUAUUAUCAUAUUUGGAGCAAGGAAUUAGUGAAGUUGAGAAGAUGGAAUCGGAGGCAGUAGCGACAAGGCCGCUGGUUGGAUCAAUUUCUAUACCUGGAAGGAAGCGUGUAAUGGAAGAUACAAUUUCAAUUCGACCUAAUCUUUGCUCACCCGAGAUUAAUCGCCGCCGACCCGUUGAUUUCUUCGCUGUUUAUGAUGGACAUGGUGGACGCCAUGUAAACCCUACGGUAGCUUCAAUGUGUAGAGAGAGAAUGCAUGUGGUACUAGACGAAGAGCUGAUUCGCGUUGUUGUAGACAUGGGUGGUAGCAGCAGCCCCUGUGAAAGACAGCAACCAUUGGAAGGGCAGAGGACGGAGGAAGCAUGGAAAAGAGUAUUGAAAAGUUGCUUCUUGAGGAUAGACGAGAUGGCAUCAUGCAUAUGCAGUGAAUGUGGUAGUGUGGGCUAUCAAUGUGGCUUCCCACCGAGCACAUUGAAACCGACGGGCUCCACUGCAGUGGUGGCAGUUUUGACGGAUGAAACUAUCAUUGUAGCAAACUGUGGUGACUCACGUGCUGUUCUUAGCCGCAGUGGAAGUGCAAUCCCUCUUUCUUAUGAUCAUAAGCCAGACAAACAAGAAGAACGUGCCAGAAUAGAGGCAUGCGGAGGUCGAGUUGUUUUUGCAGAUGGAGCACGAGUUGAAGGAAUCCUUUCCAUGUCUAGGGCAAUUGGCGACAACUAUUUAAAGCCAUAUAUCACAUCGGAGCCGGAGAUGACCUUCACAAAAAGGGAAGCGGAGGAUGAGUGCUUGAUUCUUGCGAGUGAUGGCUUGUGGGAUGUUAUAUCAAGUGAGAUAGCGUGUGCGGUGGGUAGAGAGUGUCUUCGAGAAAGAGAUCCAGCUGGGGACCUUAGUUCCAGGCCUUUGGUAGAAGGUGAUGGCAGAGGAGAUAUGUUUUCUUCACGAAGUGCAUGCUCAGCAGCAGCGCUGCUCACACGGCUUGCUCUAGGCCGGAAUAGCCGCGACAACAUUAGUGUAAUUGUGGUGGACUUAAAAAGAAACCACACUGCUGUGUAGUUUCUAGAGCUAGAAUGUAACAUAUGAGGCACUGUUCAAGUUUUUACACCUAAUCAGGUAGCUUACCAUUUGGGUUUUCCUCUUCUAUUGUCAUUUGCAAGUGAUCUUCUACAUAAUGAAGUAGACAAUUUAGACAUGAACAGCUGGUAAAGGUUUGAGCUCAUGCAGUGGUAAUUAAGAGGUUCUACUCUCCCGUCAUGUUAUAUGUGGCUGGCGUUUGGUUGAACAUGAAACUUAGUAUGCCUUUGGACAUGCGAUUGCAUUUCAUGAUUUGAAAUUAUGAGAUGAAUUCAA
Solanum dulcamara is the source of this 1746-nucleotide messenger RNA. RefSeq names its product probable protein phosphatase 2C 75. The record is from RefSeq and is a predicted model, not a curated record. Gene Ontology annotation, molecular function: protein serine/threonine phosphatase activity; cation binding. Gene Ontology annotation, cellular component: nucleus; cytosol. Gene Ontology annotation, biological process: protein dephosphorylation. The transcript has 4 exons. Bases 442 to 1452 code for a protein of 336 amino acids. NCBI's taxonomy places the organism in Eukaryota, Viridiplantae, Streptophyta, Magnoliopsida, Solanales, Solanaceae.